Humulus lupulus (European hop) is the source of this 1107-nucleotide messenger RNA. RefSeq names its product glutathione transferase GST 23-like. The record is from RefSeq and is a predicted model, not a curated record. The coding region runs from base 168 to 839 and encodes 223 amino acids. Gene Ontology annotation, biological process: glutathione metabolic process. Gene Ontology annotation, cellular component: cytoplasm. Gene Ontology annotation, molecular function: glutathione transferase activity. Lineage: Eukaryota; Viridiplantae; Streptophyta; Magnoliopsida; Rosales; Cannabaceae. The transcript is spliced from 2 exons.
AAGUAAACAAAGACCAUUGAUCCCAAACUUAAAUGUAGUGAAUAGAAAACUCUAAAAGAUCAUCAUCUUCUUGGUCAAACAAGAAAUUCUCACCUCCCAUUUAUAAUUGAUAUAUUUGCAUAUAUGCAAGUAAUUUGGUGAUUCAAAGCUCCACCUGCUCAAUAACAAUGGAAGAAGAAGUAAAGCUGCUAGGAUUUUGGGCAAGCCCAUUUGUUCAGAGAGUGAUAUGGGCUCUGAAACUGAAGGGAGUUGAGUAUGAUUACAUAGAAGAAGAUAUUUCAAACAAGAGUCAAUUGCUUCUUCAAAGCAACCCAACUCACAAGAAGGUUCCUGUGCUUGUUCAUGGCGGCAAACCCAUUUCUGAGUCUCUGGUCAUCCUUGAGUACAUCGAAGAAACUUGGCCCCAGCCUCCUCUCUUGCCUAAGGACCCUUAUGAAAGAGCUUCGGCUCGCUUUUGGAUGCAAUUUGCAGCUGGAAAGGGUCCCAGUUUUGGUGCACUCUUUACAAGCCCCACUGGUGGGGAGAAGGGAGAAAAGGCAGCAAAAGAAGUAGCAGAAGUGCUUAAAAUCUUGGAAGAAAGUCUUGGAAAUAACAAGUUCUUUGGGGGAGAGACUAUAAACAUGGUGGACAUAGCACAUGGAUGGCUGCCUCAAUGGUUCGAAUGUCAAGAACAACUUGUGGGACUCAAACUCUUGGACCCCAAAACUUUGCCUAGGCUGCAUACUUGGGUUCAAGAUUUCAAGCAACUCCCCAUCAUCAAGGAAAGCCUUCCUGAUUACGACAGACUAUUAAUCCAUAUGAAAUCAGUUAGGGAAAAGCUCUUGGCCAAGACCGACUGAAUGAACUUGUCACUAUUUCAUAGUUCAGCUUUGAUCAUUAUGUGUAUGUUGUUUUGUUCAUUGUCAUCUUUGGACUAGAACUUUAUUAGUUAUGAGUGGUUUAGAAUCAAGAAAAUAAAAUAAUAGGACACCCUAUUUGUUUUCUCACUAAGUUUAAAGAAAGAAAAGAGUGUAAACAUAAUUGUUGUGUCUAUCUAUUUCAUUCUAUUACAACUGUUUGUUAUAAUUUAAAGAAAGUGCAAACAUAAAACACAACACUUUAUUUCAA